GUCACGGUUUGCAGUGCUCGAGGGAUAUUUUUCUAGAUCGCAAGAUUACUCGCAUCCCAAAAGGAUAUUCACCUUGAUAUUAUUCGCCUCGCACUGCCGAUAUGGCUAAUACAGCUUCAAGUCAGCCGUCUCUGGCGGCCACUGACCCAAUGUCGGGAAUGGCGCAUUCUGAAGCCCAUUAUUUUAACAGCUAUAACCAUCAUGGCAUCCACGAGGAAAUGCUUAAAGAUGAAGUUCGGACGAGAUCAUACCGUGACGCUAUCUAUCAGAAUGGCCAUCUCUUCAAGGACAAGGUGGUGCUCGAUGUGGGAUGCGGCACCUCUAUUCUCAGCAUGUUUGCGGUACGAGCUGGCGCAAAGCACGUCAUAGGCGUCGACAUGUCCACUAUCAUAGAGAAAGCGAGGGAGAUUGUUGAAGUGAACGGCAUGUCUAACAAAAUCACUCUCCUGCAGGGCAAGAUGGAAGAGGUGGAACUCCCUUUUGACAAGGUCGACAUCAUCAUCUCUGAGUGGAUGGGCUACUUCCUGCUAUACGAGAGCAUGUUGGACACCGUGUUGUAUGCGCGAGACAAGUACCUCAAACCUGGUGGACUCAUCUUUCCUGACAAGGCCACAAUCUAUAUGGCCGGAAUAGAGGAUGGCGAGUACAAAGAGGAGAAGAUUGGCUUUUGGGACAACGUCUGGGGAUUCGAUUACACCCCACUGAAAGCGACUGCUAUGUCUGAGCCCCUCGUUGAUACUGUAGACAUGAAGGCCGUGGUCACAGAUCCUACACCUGUGCUAACGCUUGAUUUGUACACCGUAACGACCUCCGACCUGGCCUUUACCAUACCUUUCACACUUGAUGUGCGUCGCUCUGACUUCGUCCACGCCCUGAUCGCGUGGUUCGACAUCGAGUUCUCGGCCUGUCACAAGCCUAUCAAAUUCAGCACUGGACCGCACACAAAAUACACACACUGGAAGCAGACCGUCUUCUAUCUGCACGACGUGCUCACCGUCGAGCAGGGCGAAAAAAUCAGAGGCGUGCUGGACAACAAACCAAAUGAGAAGAACAAGCGGGACUUAGACAUCAGGAUCGACUACGAGCUCCUAACGGACGAUCCGAAACGCCAGGCGAAGGGCAGUGGCGAGUACAAGAUGUGCUAGAAUACUCCCCUUGGCGGGCUGCAGUUGUUGCGUCAGCCUUACUAAGUCACUUGCAUGCAACAUAGUGCUUGUCGUGGCAUGUUGCGAAACCACCCCUGAAAUGCAUUGCGGCAUUGGCGUUCGGUCAUAUUCGCUGGCUAGCACGGAGCAUUAUGAUCACGAGUUCAGGUCUGAAGUCAGGGAGAGCAAACGAUAGAUCGACCAUAAUCUUUUUUUGCUUAGCGAGUCAAGAUACCAAUUCCCCCAUUCUCGCGCCGUCCGCUCCUUUCCUUUGCCUGAAGGGGGUGUUGAUGGAGGGGUUAACGCAUGCAUAAUGAUGAUAUGUUCAAAAGUUAGAAGCCCCAUAUUUCGUACAUCUCGUCUGCCAACACAAUUUGGUUAUUUCAUGUGUGUUGAAUUCCUUGAAUCAUAUGCAUUGGCUAUCAGCUUCAUUGAAACUCGCGUUCAACUGCUCCGCGGUCUUCAAUUGAACUUUCGGUUUAAGAAAGCUGUCUGUUCAGGACAGCUUCCUUAGGUACAUAGUUCUCUAUCGCGGGCCUAAGAGGCUACGUAGGAAGCAUAAUGAUACAAUAUGCCGUUAAAA
Verruconis gallopava is the source of this 1728-nucleotide messenger RNA. RefSeq lists its product as uncharacterized. Lineage: Eukaryota; Fungi; Ascomycota; Dothideomycetes; Venturiales; Sympoventuriaceae. Gene Ontology annotation, biological process: peptidyl-arginine methylation. Gene Ontology annotation, cellular component: nucleus. Gene Ontology annotation, molecular function: protein-arginine N-methyltransferase activity. The record is from RefSeq and is a predicted model, not a curated record. Bases 102 to 1145 code for a protein of 347 amino acids. The transcript is spliced from 7 exons.